Exophiala oligosperma is the source of this 2516-nucleotide messenger RNA. RefSeq lists its product as uncharacterized. The transcript has a single exon. Gene Ontology annotation, biological process: regulation of nitrogen utilization; mitochondria-nucleus signaling pathway; negative regulation of transcription by RNA polymerase II. NCBI's taxonomy places the organism in Eukaryota, Fungi, Ascomycota, Eurotiomycetes, Chaetothyriales, Herpotrichiellaceae. Gene Ontology annotation, cellular component: cytoplasm. Bases 353 to 1993 code for a protein of 546 amino acids. The record is from RefSeq and is a predicted model, not a curated record.
CUCAACAAACCACAUUUUGUCCAUGGUAGAUUCCAUGGCCUACACCCUCGCUUCCCGCUCUACACCCUCUCGAAGUGUUCACUUCAUCCCUCUCUCGACACUCUAGCACACCACCUAACCAGUCUCCUUUCUCCCACCCGCUUCCACAAAUCCCAACCGUACGGAGCCGAUCACCGCAUUGCGUCACAAGCCGAUCAACACGCACCCAGUUUCCCAUCGUAUGCGGAAAUCGAGAUCGAAAGCGAUUGUAAACCCCCUCGACUCUUAGUUCAGGGUGCUCCUCUGGUCUCGCAACUACACUUUCCUCCUCCCUCUCCUCCCUCCCCCGAUUUCUGGUUCGAUCCCACCAGAAAUGCCGCUCGAAAUGGCAUCUUGUCCGGUGCCCGAAGUCCUACAACUCGACGCACUGAAGAUGCACCAGAUCGAUCCUGCCAACGCCAUCAGUCUAAAAGCAAUGUGGACAAUGUUUAACAAGUGUUCGGAGACCAUCAAAGAAGGCCACAGAUAUGAGAACAUGAGCUGGCGGGUAUGGUCUCGCGAGUCCCUGUGUGUAACGCCAGUCGAUUCGCCGCCCACCGUAUCACGGGCGCCCUCGUUAUCCCACUCCUUCUCUUCAGACGACAGCUUGAACGAGAAGCCGCUCUCGACCCGAUCGAGAUCCUUUGGACAAGAUGAAUGCGCUAGUUCCCUCUCGAAAUCACGCCACUUGACUCCCGAUGCACUUGAAAAGAUCAUGGUAACGAUAAAAGAGAAGACGGCCCUGUGCCCCUUGUCCCCUUCCAUACAAGCCAGUGUCCCUGCGCUACCCGAGCCCUCUUCAAUACCGAAAGUUGAACAACAAGACGAGUCCAGACCUAUGCACGAUUCGACGGAGUCGUGUUUGUCCGCCACGACAACCGCCACGAGGAGUACGAUGGCUCGCCAGAGCGAACAUCGUGAUUCCGACACUUCGGUCUCCUCGGAUGGCUUGAUACGUUCUGGGUCGGUGGUCCAUGGUUUCUCUCCAGCCACCUCGUCCUUCCGACAGCGCAAAACCAGCAUUGGGAUGCAUCCAGUGCCUUCGUCCAAGCUGAAUACAAAAGCCCCUCCCCCAAUCAAGGCCGGCAUUUUCACGCUCGGCGGAUCGUCGGAGGAUGAUGAGUCGUCCUUUGAGCAGAGAGUGCUUUCACACAAGGCACCCCCACCAAGGAGCUCGCUGUCCCAAAGUCUAAGUAAAACAACCUUGCAAGGUUCCCAGUCGAAACUGCAGCCAAAGAGAACGUCGUUUAAAGAUGUGGUUGCGGAAAGAAGAAUACAAGAAGAUGCGGAGAACGACGAGGGCGCCAUCGAGAGUAGUGAUGAGGAAGACGACACUGACGAAGUCAUUGAGUCGGCCAUCGACGAGGACGAGGAAGAAGAUGGCGACGAGUGGGAAGAUUCCAAUUCAGACGACGGAAAUGGAAGAGUCGCCCAAGAACCUCAUCUUUUCCGACGGGUCGACAGUCGUCCUGACUUGGUAUCUCGACGAUCAAUGCUGACCCUAGCUCUCAACAAGUCACAGACUGGACUUAACCACGCAUACUCACAACCUGCACUCCAUCGGGCUCGCGCUCCAUCUACACAGGCAGAGACAAUGGGCGUCUCUCCGGAUGAAGAUGAUGGUAUGAUGAUGCAGAGCUCAGGUCGACGACCGAUAAAGAUACCACCUCCUAAUCCAACGGCGAAAUCUGUGGCGCAUUCCCCUCGGACUACCAGGAGAAAUAUGUUGUCAACAGAGCUGACAGAAUCUCUACGCAAAAAUCUACUCUGGGAAAGACAACAAAAAUCCCAAACUGCCAACGCCUUCCUCAAGCGACGAACCGCUCAGAGCAUGGCCAACCUUCAAUCUCAUACCAUGCCACAAACAGGGCCCCCACGAGCCCCUCCACUAGGAGCCCUACAGGAAACUUCCAAGAACAACUCUUGGAAUCACUACUUUGACAAUCCUUGGGAAUAUCACGCCAAGGGCUGGUAGAUUCCAAAACGACGUUUAUGUUUUUUUGUUUUUGAAUGGUUUGUUUUUGUCUUGCGUUCUUAGCGACUUUGAUGUUAUGUAUGUGUUCAUGACCUUGAUACCUAGUUUAUCAAUGGACGACAAAGGGGGGUAAAUUGGAAAAAAAGAAACGUGGAUGGUGAGGCCACGCCCCAUCCCUCGGUUCCAAUCCAGGCACACAUGUCUCGGGAUUCUCUUGCGAAAGGGUGUUUUCUCGGGGAUUGGUCCAAAAGUGAGAAGAGAAAGAUCUAUGAAUCAUGCCCAACGAGGUCACUUUACCCUGCAUCGUAUGCUGUCUAUCUCCCCCGGAGCAAUCCGAAGGGGAGAGAUGGAAACGUUGUCACGUUUUUCGUUUUUGUUGUUUUGCAUCGUAUGAUGUGGAACACCCAAACCAUGUACUAUAUAUCACGAUAUGUCAUUACGGGAAGCACCCUCUGACCUAAUGCUGAAAGCAUAACAAUAGCUUUUGUGUAUCAAUAGUAUUGAAAUCUACAAAGUAUUUGCA